Tauraco erythrolophus (red-crested turaco) is the source of this 2419-nucleotide messenger RNA. The record is from RefSeq and is a predicted model, not a curated record. NCBI's taxonomy places the organism in Eukaryota, Metazoa, Chordata, Aves, Musophagiformes, Musophagidae.
GCCCGUCUGGCUGAAGAGUUUUUCUGGGUUGGUGGCAGCAUCGUAGCUUCCCCGCGAUGGAAAAUCGGCCAUGUUGUGGAAAGAUGUAUGAGUUCCAUGCAAGCGGGUACCCAAAUGAUCAAACUCCGUGGCAGUUCCAAAGGGCUGGUCCGCUUCUAUUACUUGGAUGAACACAAGUCGUGUAUUCGCUGGAGACCCUCUCGAAAGAAUGAGAAAGCCAAAAUUUCUAUCGACUCUAUUCAGGAGGUUUGUGAGGGGAAGCAAUCAGAGAUCUUUCAGCGCUAUGCCGAUGGCAGUUUUGAUCCCAACUGCUGCUUCAGCAUCUACUAUGGAGACCAUAUGGAAUCUCUUGACCUGGUAUCUUCCAGCGGAGAGGAAGCACGCACCUGGAUCACGGGGCUAAAAUAUCUGAUGGCAGGGAUCAGUGAUGAAGACAGCCUCUCAAAACGCCAAAGGACCAGAGAUCAGUGGUUGAAGCAGACAUUUGAUGAGGCAGAUAAAAAUGGUGAUGGCAGUCUGAGCAUCAACGAAGUGCUCCAGCUAAUGCACAAGCUGAAUGUGAACCUACCCCGACAAAAAGUCAAGCAAAUGUUUAAGGAGGCUGACACAGAUGAUAACCAGGGCACGCUGGGCUUUGAUGAGUUCUGCGCCUUCUAUAAGAUGAUGUCGACACGACGCGAUUUGUACCUGCUGAUGCUCACCUACAGCAACCACAAGGACUACCUAGAUACCGAUGACCUCAGACGCUUUCUGGAGAUCGAACAGAAGAUGACCAAUGUGACUAAAGAACACUGCCUGGAAAUCAUCAGCAAGUUUGAACCGUGCCUGGAGAACAAGAAGGAGGGAGCUCUGGGGAUUGAUGGUUUCACCAAUUACAUGCGGAGUCCAUCAGGGGACAUAUUCAACCCAGAACACUACCAAGUGAAUCAGGACAUGAGUUAUCCUUUGAGUCACUAUUUCAUUACCUCUUCACACAAUACCUACCUCAUGGGAGACCAGCUGAUGUCCCAGUCUAGGGUGGACAUGUAUGCAUGGGUGCUACAAUCUGGCUGUCGUUGCGUAGAAGUUGACUGCUGGGAUGGGCCAGACGGUGAACCGAUUGUCCACCAUGGAUACACUUUGACUUCCAAAAUUCUCUUCAAAGACGUGAUUGAAACUAUCAACAAAUACGCCUUUAUCAAGAAUGAGUACCCUGUUAUCUUGUCAAUUGAGAACCACUGCAGUGUCAUUCAGCAGAAGAAGAUGGCUCAGUAUCUUACAGAAAUUUUGGGAGACAAACUGGAUCUGUCUUCUGUGCAUGAUGAUGAUUCCACCAAGCUCCCUUCACCAGCAAGUCUUAAAGGAAAGAUACUGGUUAAGGGGAAGAAACUUCCAGCCAACAUCAGUGAUGAUGCAGAGGAAGGUGAAGUUUCUGAUGAGGACAGUGCUGAUGAGAUUGAUGAUGACUGUAAACUGAUGAAUGGAGAUGCAUCUACUAAUAGGAAAAGAGUGGAGAAUAUAGCAAAGAAGAAACUUGACUCACUGAUAAAAGAAUCUAAAAUCCGUGACUGUGAAGAUCCAAACAAUUUUACAGUUACCACUCUACCAUCAUCAGGAAAGGCUGGUCUAAAAUCAGAUAGUAAGAAGAGUAAACUUGAGGAUGAUGUGGAAUCUGGGGAAGACUUCAGUACCAAUAAAAGGCACAGCCGGUCAUUGAUGGGCAGUUUUUCUAAACGCAAGAAAAAAGGAAGCAAAUUGAAAAAGGCAACAAGUCUGGAAGAGGGUGAAGAUGAUUCGGAUUCUCAAGGAAAUUUAGCCAGGAGCUCUGUACAUUACAGCAGGAUAAACCGGCAAAAGAAAACAAUGAAGCUGUCCAGGGCACUCUCUGACUUGGUGAAAUACACAAAGUCUGUUGGCAUUCAUGAUGUUGAAACUGAAAUCUCUUCGAGCUGGCAGGUUUCAUCUUUCAGUGAAACAAAAGCCCAUCAGAUACUGCAGCAAAAGCCAGCACAGUAUCUACGUUUCAACCAGCACCAGUUGUCCCGCAUCUACCCAUCUUCUUACCGUGUGGACUCUAGCAACUACAAUCCUCAGCCAUUCUGGAAUGCUGGCUGCCAACUUGUUGCACUAAACUACCAGUCAGAGGGGAGAAUGCUGCAACUGAACCGGGCCAAAUUUAAUGCCAAUGGGAAUUGUGGCUAUGUCCUCAAACCAAACUGCAUGUGUCAAGGUGUCUUUAAUCCAAAUUCUGAAGACCCACUGCCUGGGCAACUGAAGAAACAGCUGGUUCUAAGAAUUAUCAGUGGUCAACAACUCCCAAAACCACGUGAUUCCAUGUUGGGAGACAGAGGAGAAAUCAUAGAUCCAUUCGUCGAAGUAGAAGUUAUAGGCUUACCUGUUGAUUGCUUCAAAGAACAAACUAGAGUAGUUGAUGAUAAUG